Messenger RNA from Penicillium odoratum, 537 nucleotides. RefSeq lists its product as uncharacterized. NCBI's taxonomy places the organism in Eukaryota, Fungi, Ascomycota, Eurotiomycetes, Eurotiales, Aspergillaceae. The record is from RefSeq and is a predicted model, not a curated record. The transcript has a single exon. Bases 1 to 537 code for a protein of 178 amino acids.
AUGCCAACGAAUUACGAGUACUGGCACUACGUAUGGGAGUACGGCCAUACCUUUGCAGGGCUCAUAGUACUACCGCUUACAGACCUCUGGGUCCGGAAGUUGUUGGCCCACCUGAAGAUGGUCCCAGAGGACUCAGCGGAGCAAGUGCUUCAGAAGCGCUUGGAGCGUGAAAGCAGGCAGUCUCUGAUUGCGAGGCUAACAGAUUUCCAAACUACCUCAAUAAGUGUUGACGCAGCCCUUGCAACCUACAUCUCAACCACGCAAGCGCUUGGCAUGCGCUUGAGCCACCUCGAACCCACCGAGCACCGUAUAGGCGAAGCCCUCAGAUCCUUCACUUCAAACACGGAAGCGCUUGGCAUGCGCUUGAGCCACUUCGACAAUUCCAUCGAGCAACACAUGAGCCAGUUCGACGAUAAUAUCAAUCGCCGCGUCGAAGAAUUUGAAUUACGCACCCAGCAAGCGCUUAAUGAACGCCUGAGCCGCAUCGACCAGUUGGAGAUAUCCAUACAGCAAGCGUUUAUUGGCCGCUUAAGAUAA